Trichogramma pretiosum is the source of this 1122-nucleotide messenger RNA. RefSeq names its product secretin receptor-like. The record is from RefSeq and is a predicted model, not a curated record. Gene Ontology annotation, cellular component: plasma membrane. The transcript is spliced from 7 exons. Lineage: Eukaryota; Metazoa; Arthropoda; Insecta; Hymenoptera; Trichogrammatidae. Bases 1 to 1122 code for a protein of 373 amino acids. Gene Ontology annotation, biological process: adenylate cyclase-modulating G protein-coupled receptor signaling pathway; cell surface receptor signaling pathway. Gene Ontology annotation, molecular function: G protein-coupled peptide receptor activity; peptide hormone binding.
AUGACCGAAAUUAAACAAUACAAUAGUACAAUUUGCAAAUUGCUUUUAAGCAACAUUACCGAGUGCAACUUAAUUCUAGAAAAUGAUGCGAUUCAGGGCAAGCCUACGAGACCUCCGCGGGUCAAUGAUGUUGACACGGACCUAAUCUGGUGGCAUCAUCGGCUCUACCCAAUCGUCUUGUUUGGACUAGCGAUUUCUUUUAUCACCCUAUUUGUUUCAUUGUGUAUUUUCAUCAGUCUUCGUCGAUUGCAGAACACGCGCGUGAGAAUACACAUCAAUUUCUUUGCUGCAGUGGCACUGGAGUCAUUAGCUUGGCUAAUUCUACUUUCCAUUUUUGGAUACGAAACAUUUUUAAUCAGCAUCACCGAAGAUUUACAUAUUGACGAUGAUAUUUCGGUACUUUGCAGAGCCCUCAUGAUCUUUGGAAACUAUUUCGAGUUGAGCAGUUUCACGUGGGUUUCGAUGGAGAGUUGGUACUUUUUUAAUUUCAUCUGUAGGACUCCUUACAAAGGAUUGACAUCCAUAAAACCUCUACUGUUGCCUGGCUGGGGUGUCCCGUUAAUUAUCAUAACAACUUACGUAAUUAUUUAUGCAUCUGCGGUCGAUACGAAUUUCUGUUGGGUCGACGUCGAUAUAAAAAUGAACAUCGUGGCCAUACCAGUUUUCAUCAUGGUUUUGAUAAACGUUUGCUUGUUCUGCCUGAGCGUCAAAGUCCUGUUCUGCAAGCUCAACUGCAGCGUCACUCAUCAGAGACAAAAAAACUUUUGGAAAUGGUUUAAGUCAACACUCAUGCUGGUGCCAUUGUUCGGGGCUUACUACAUAUUUUUCAGCAUAGAGCCUUGGUUACAAGAUAAAUAUGUCAAAGCCUACUUCGUCAAUGCUCUGCAGAUCGUUUGCUCUUUCCACGGCUUUUUAAUAGCCACGUUGUAUUGCUUCAUGAAUAACGAGGUAAAAACCGAGAUCGCGAGGGCCUGGAACAAUUGGAGAUCCAAAAAGGAAAUAUAUUGCAAGCACUGCGAGCGCUUGCGAGAGAGGCGCAAAGUCGCGAAGAAAAACGAGCGCAGCGGCAGCAGCAGCGACAAGUCGGAGUCCGUAACUUUGAGCUUGAUAAAUAACGUGUAA